This is a messenger RNA of Haliaeetus leucocephalus (bald eagle), 3349 nucleotides long. RefSeq names its product solute carrier family 35, member F5 (gene SLC35F5). Bases 165 to 1607 code for a protein of 480 amino acids. The record is from RefSeq and is a predicted model, not a curated record. Lineage: Eukaryota; Metazoa; Chordata; Aves; Accipitriformes; Accipitridae. The transcript is spliced from 16 exons. Gene Ontology annotation, cellular component: membrane. Gene Ontology annotation, biological process: regulation of peptide transport.
UCAGAAGAUCUUCAUGUAACUGGCUGAAAAAUGGUUCUGCAAGAUGACAGCACCAACUCUAACACUGUUAAAAUGGAGAUUAUCUUCACUUUGACAUGAUGUGUGAAGUUUGUUAGUCAGCAUUUUUUGUUUGUUUUUUUUACAGUUAUUGUGGAAGGUUACAAAUGGUGUGGGUUUUUAUCAUGAACCGAAUGAGCUCCCAGAGCAGUUCAUCCACUCAGCGUAGGCGAAUGGCUCUAGGAAUUGUCAUUCUUCUCCUCGUUGACGUGAUAUGGGUUGCCUCUUCAGAACUCACUUCUUAUGUUUUUACGAAGUACAACAAACCUUUUUUCAGUACGUUUGCAAAAACAUCCAUGUUUGUUCUGUACCUCUUGGGAUUUAUUGUUUGGAAACCAUGGAGGCAACAGUGUACUCGUGGGUUUCGUGGAAGGCAUGCAACUUUUUUUGCAGAUGCUGAAGGUUAUUUUGCUCCUUGUACAACAGAUAACACUGUAAACAGUUCUCUGAGUGAACCUUUAUAUGUUCCUGUAAAGUUUCACGAUUUGCCAACUGAAAAAAAUGGCAGUAAUAAUAGUGAUGCAGAGAAAACUCCCAAAAAGCCUCGUGUAAGGUUCAGUAAUAUUAUGGAGAUUCGACAACUCCCAUCGAGCCAUGCAUUGGAAGCAAAGUUGUCUCGCAUGUCAUAUCCAACGGUUAAGGAGCAGGAAUCAAUAUUAAAAACUGUAGGAAAACUCACUGCAACUCAAGUAGCAAAAAUUAGCUUUUUCUUUUGCUUUGUGUGGUUCUUGGCAAAUUUCUCUUACCAAGAAGCUCUGUCAGAUACCCAAGUUGCUAUAGUUAAUAUUUUGUCAUCAACCUCUGGGCUUUUUACUUUAAUCUUAGCUGCAGUCUUUCCCAGUAACAGUGGAGAUAGGUUUACCCUGUCGAAAUUAUUAGCUGUUAUUUUAAGCAUUGGUGGUGUGGUACUUGUUAACCUUUCUGGAUCUGAGAAAUCUGCUGGAAAAGAUACAAUAGGUUCCCUUUGGUCUCUUGUAGGAGCAAUGCUGUAUGCUGUGUACAUAGUGAUGAUAAAAAGGAAAGUAGAUAGAGAAGAUAAACUUGACAUACCAAUGUUCUUUGGUUUUGUAGGGCUGUUUAAUCUGUUGCUGCUGUGGCCAGGGUUUUUCCUGCUUCACUAUACUGGGUUUGAAGCAUUUGAGUUUCCCAAUAAACUGAUAUGGAUGUGCAUUGUCAUUAAUGGCCUUAUCGGAACAGUUCUGUCAGAGUUCCUCUGGCUGUGGGGCUGCUUUCUUACCUCAUCACUGAUAGGCACACUUGCGCUAAGCCUUACAAUACCUCUGUCUAUAAUAGCUGACAUGUGCAUGCAAAAGGUGCAGUUUUCCUGGUUAUUUUUUGCAGGGGCAGUCCCUGUAUUUUUUUCUUUUUUCAUUGCAACUCUCUUAUGUCACUAUAACAACUGGGAUCCAGUGAUGGUGGGAAUCAGAAGAAUUUUUGCCUUUAUUUGUAGAAAACAUCGAAUUCAGAGAAUGCCAGAAGAAAGUGAGCAGUGUGAAAGUCUCAUUCCUAUGCAUAGUGUUUCACAAGAUGGAGACAGUUGCUGUUCGUAGACAAAAGUUUAAAAAUGGAAUAAUGCCCAGCGAAGAGACAAUCUUCUGGAAAAGUCCCUAAGGAAUCAUGUUUCAGUGCCUAUUCUGAAUUUGUAGUAGAAAUAAGAAGUUUCAGUUCUUUUGAAACUCUAAACUUUUCCUCUUUCUUGCUUUCAUCUGGUUUUAUAAAUGAACAAAUUUACUACAUGCCUAUCACCAUAGGGAGUCUUAGCCCAUCUGAGCAACCAACCUGCCUUAUAACACUGAGCUUGUGAAGUUACUUGACAAAAUCAACAAAACAAAUGCUGUUAAGUGAUUUCUUUCUUUUUUGAACUCACAAUUUUGUUAAAUGCUGGAAAAUAUUAUUUUUAAAAAAUACUUCCAAAUGAGUUAUGUAAAUAAGUUGCAGGUCAUCAAGUCUUACAGGCUUUCAGAUGAAAAGCUAAAUAGAUAUGUUACCUGUAAUAGGUACAAGUUAACUUUUUUAUGUUGUAUAAACUAUUUGCAUAUUAAUAGAAGAAAAUUGAAAAAUAAUUUAUUAAGUACAUUCUUGUAAUUAUUGAGGCAGGAUCUUUGUAUGGUCCUAGAACACUACAUAUAUAUUGUCUUAUGCCAUUUUGAGAAGCCUUGUAAUGGGUGCUGAUGUUUAAAAAUCUUUUGUUACCUAACAAUCUGGAAUGUUUAAAAUUUUAGUGGAUGGCAAAAUAUUUCUAAUUACAGUACAUUCGAGUGUACAUUCUCAAAAUCAAUAUUUGUUUUAAACAGACUGAUUCUGUAACCCAUUCUUAUUCCCAGUUAUCUCACAUGGAAAACUAAAUUUGAAAGUUUUCACAUGUAUAGCUGCCAAGUUAUAAAAGAGAUCAAAUUAAUUGUGAAAGUUUUCAGUCAAUGGGUUGGCACUACAGUAAUCUGCUAAACAGUCUGAAAGAUAAAGGUGUUUGCAUUGAUUUUUUUUUUUCCAGUGGCAUUAAUAAAUUUAUCCUAAAAUUGAUCAUUUUCUGUAUAACUUGUAUCUUCCUUUCAGUGCAGUGCUUCUGUCCUAUGUGAUUCUGAAAAGUUAUGAAUAAUUAUAUUCAGGAAUAUUUGAAAUCAGUCAGUGCCAUUUUCCAACUUCUAGCCUAUAAGACACUUAUAUUAAAGUUAAUUUUGGCUUUUGAUGGAUUUUUUUUUAAAUAAUAAAUGUAGGAUGGAUUUUCGGCCAACAGUAUUCUUUUCCACGUAACAAGUUUAUUAAUAAUAAUCCUUCCACAAAAAUACAGAAGGAUGACAUAACACAAAUGCCUUUUCAUGUUUUGACACUCAGUAAUGAUCCUUCCAAAAGAAAUUUUGGUAGUUUGGUGAUACAGCUAUUAGAUGAGAGGGAAUGCAGGAAAGCAACGUGCUUAGCUAUACAUUUAGAAGGAUUGAUGAGCCAGCAGCUAGAAUUUCAUGUAAAAAUCUGUAAGUAGAGAAGGAAAAAAAAAUGAACCUGGGGGCUAUUCUGGUCAAAUAUUGCACCUUUCUCAAAUUUUUCCUUCCAGUUUUUAAUACUGGAUUACACUACAAGUUUCAGUGAUCUGAGGCAUCUCUUUAAGAUGAGAUAGUAAGUCCUUCUUUGGACACCUGAAAUAGGAAUUUAAAAAAAACAAAAACACCACAAACCCAAAACAAACAAAAAGUUUAUUAAAUUUAUGUAGGCAUUUUAAGAAACUUCACAUUUCAAUUCCAAAACCCCACAAGUAGAGGGGUUGAAAAUCCAGUAUGUAGAACUAAUUUUACAUUUG